AUGCUUGGAUUAAUUUUUCGCAAUUUUGUGAGAAAAACAUAUAUAAUCAUAAAAUGGAGGAUUUUUUAAGGUACCGAUCUGCGGAUCGGCACCACUCAUCCUGCAUUUUAUGAUUAUGAGGCUUGGCUUUAUAUAGGAAUUAUAUUCCGGCCAAGGCAGGUAAACAACUUGGAGGUGAGGCGCCUGCCCUUUGGCCUGCAAUUAGAGAAUCUGGAAGGCCUGCGGUUUUUCACUUCCAUCCUGCAGCAGCGAAGGUGCCUUUAGUCGGUGCACAGCAUCAAGGAAGACGGAACUCGCUAACUCUUGAGCCGUCGAAGUCCGCAUACCCUUUCCAAGUGUACUCUAGCAACCAAAGCAAGCCUGCCCAGUAUCCUGUAGGCCUGACACGUGUAAAAAUGGUGGAAAUAUUGGUGAGGCCACCCCGUAGUGUACCUUAGCGAGGCACUACACAUCUAAAUUUCUUUAAUUUAAUUUAAAUGAGAAAAACAUCUAGCUCCCCCCCCUCCGUGAGUGAGCAAAACCAUUAGAAAAAUCGCUAUUUUUUGCCCAAAAAUCCACCCUCCGUGAGUGAACAAAAAUUUUUAAUAGAAAAAAUUUUUUAUGAAAAAAAAUUUUGAGAUAUAAGUGAUAAUUAGUAUAAUGAAAUCUAGAGCUGAUUCUGUUUAAUUUUAAACGAAUUGCUUUUUUAAAACAUAAAUUUUAUAAAUUAAAUUAAUAUUUGCUUUCAAAUUUUUGCGAAUUAGGAUUUUUUUAAAUUUUAAAAAAAAAAAUUAACCCUCCUCCGUGAGUGAACAAAAUUUUUUUGUUCAAUCACGGAGGGCGGGGACUAAGGCAAUUCCCAAGCAAACUCCUAAACCUCCAACCACAAACAAAUUGGAGUUCCCAGAAGACUUUAAAAAACUAGGUCUAAAGAAAAAAGAAGUCGACCCUGAAGUCGCCGAUAUUUAUAAUCGCUUAAAAGCUAAAGGUGCAGACAAGCUCGUAGACAAAAUCAUUGACCAAAAAAUAAAGGAUGGCGAAGAAGACGAACUAUUCAGCCAAGUUUUUCAAACAGAUAUCGGUGAAGAAAGAAAAUUACACAAUCCUAAGCCAGACUUUCCUGCAGAAAAUCGUCAAGAACUAAUGAGCUACGAAGAAAUGGAAAAAUACGAACGAAAUUUCCCAGUUGAGCUUAAAGAAAAAGCAGAGAAGCUUCUUGAGCAAAAAGUACUCGAAAGCAAAUUGAUGGAAAAUUUCAAAAAAACAGUAAGUGAGGAUAUUGAUAAAGCGACUGGGAGAGUUGACAACAGAAGAGAGCUAGAAAAACAUGAGGAAUUUGAUGACCCAUUUCCAUUGGAUGAAAAAGAAAAACAUUCAUAUUGGGAUGAAAUGAUGGAAGAUCUUGAUCCUGGACUCAAAAAACAUUUUGCACAAAAAUCUUUAAAUGAUAAAAAAAUGCUGGUUAAACAUUUACAACAACUGUAAGGCUUAUUUAGGGAUAAAAUAGGUUUUUGAUAUUUUUAUUUAAUUUUUCUUAGAAAUUGAUUUUUUUUAAAUUAUAAAGUUUAUAUAAAAUUCAGCUAAAAAGGCAAAUCCGAGAUCUUUACAAAAAAUUUAAAAUUGAGACGCACGAAGAAUAAAUAAAAUGGCGUCUCGGCCAGGGCAUUGCCUCCUGGCAAUGCAGCCUUGAGUGCAUUUUAUUUAUAUUCGGCAAGGCUUUGCCAACUUAGAAAUGAACAGAUAUUAUGCAAGCAAUCCUAGUAAUUUGCAAAGUCUAACCCUAGUUAGCUUUCAGGAUUGGAUUUAACCUCAAAGGAAAAGGUGAGUUCAGAGUUGGAGAGGGAAAGCUUAGCAGCGUCUACUGGCAAUGCCUAGGCCAUUCAAGCAGCUUCCUAGUGUGAAACUGGGAUAUAAGCCUCAGGCUUUGAAUUUUUCAUUUUUUGCCGAUACUGACCAGAGCUUCCAUUUUGGGAUUUUUGUGUGGACAGCCUUCGUCAAGCCCAAGCAGCAUACUGCAGAAAUCCAUAGCUUUUCAACUCAACAUUGUGAUUGACAAGACAAGGAGGAGACAAAGUCACAAAACCCUACUUCACAGAUACCAUGGCGUCAGUGGUGAAGAAGAGGAAAGGUUGUGCUCGAGCCGUAACUCGCCCCGUGAGCCAUCUAACUCAAAAAAGUUCUCCCUGCCAUCAUCGCAAAAAAAGGUGAUUCCCCAGGAUCCUUGCUGGCUGUUUACCAAUAGGCAGCAGCCAAAUGUGUAAUAAUUUUAAGUUAAGCUUAAGAGACGCGCGAUGAAAACGAACCUAAAAAAGUGGAUAUUUAUAUUGAAUCAGCCCAAAGAAAUGUAAAAAGAUGGCUUGAAAAAAUUUUAAACACCGACAAAAGAGUUUUCACUGGCGAAGUUUUCCAAAAUGGCUUUAUAGAAGUCUUCAAAGUCAAUCUAAGCCCCAGCAUGUCAGUCUGCACAAUAUUUUUUGACAUGUUUUUCCCUUCAAUAUCUAAUAGAGUAGACGAUCCAAAAAGAAAAGAGGCUAUUGAAACAGUCAGAAGAAAACUAAUCCAUUCUUCCCCUUAUUUAAGGUCAAAAUUAACUAAUUGUGUAGGACUGAAAUAUGCUCCAGAGCUAAGGUGAAUUCCUUGGACUAUUGGUGCAGACCAAAGUCAAAUUUUGGUAAUUUUUAUAUAGAAUGGGGUGCCUGAUGAAGAAACUAUCAAUAGGAAUUUGCUGACUGCAAAAGGUGAGGAAUUAAAAUUAAUUACAGAGCCAAAACUGCCAGGCAGAAAUGCAGUCAAAAAUGCUAAAAAAAGGAUGAAAAAAACUGAGGAGGAAGAAAAAGAUUUAGACCAGCUUAGAACAGAGAAGUAUAAAGAGAAAAUUAAAAAAGAAAAAGAAAAAGAAAAAGAAAAAGAGAAGGGAGGAAAAAAACACACAAAGCCAUUCUGGAUUGAAAAGCGGGAUAAAGAAAAAAAGAAUAUAAGAUAUAAGUAA
Blepharisma stoltei is the source of this 2968-nucleotide messenger RNA. NCBI's taxonomy places the organism in Eukaryota, Ciliophora, Heterotrichea, Heterotrichida, Blepharismidae. The record is from the annotation of a GenBank genome assembly.